GUUAGAAGAAAUUUUAGAUAAAACUAAAAUUCAUCUCAAAAAAAGACCAAAUUGGCGUGAAUUAGAAAAGAAAUUUAAACUUGGAUAUGGGCGCAAUUAUGAUGAAAGUAAAGAUAAAGUGGCCGAUAAGAAGGCUUUCAUUAUUAAUGAUUGCGAAUUUGAUAUAUUUACUUCAGAUGAAUAUUAUUAUGACAAGAUAACGAUCUCUUCCACUGAUGAAUUAAUUCGAAAUAAAAGUUUAUUGUUAAAAGCUCAGACAGAAAUGCAAUACGCAAAAUUAGGUUUUUCAAUUGGAUCAGAAAAGAUUUCACAGGAUCAUUCCGGAACAUCAUCAAUUGUCCAGUUUAAAAAUUUCGGCAAGGCUGAAAUUUCCAUUCGAGAACAAGAUAUUAAACCCACGACGGAAUUCCAAAAUGCAGUGCAAGAAGCAAUUGAUUCACGAGAUCCAAAAAAGAUUAAUAAAAUUAUAGUAGAGUUUGGUCAAUUUAUUCCUACUAUUGUUCGAUUUGGAGGAAGGCUUCAUUAUAAGGAUAUAACACGCACUACAAAAAAUUCAGCAAAUGAUAAUAAAGAAGGUUCGGCAAACCUCAGUGUUUAUGGGCAAGGCUUAGAGUCUCAAUAUAAAUCCAAUGUAGCUAGUGGAAGCGAAAAUAUAAUGCAACGCGAAGAUUCAACCAUUUUCGGAGGAGACAAGACAAAAAUAUAUGAAAGUAAAGAAGAAGAAUGGGUAACUUCUUUACAAGACUUUAGUUAUUGGGAGCCAAUCGAAUUUCGUAAACCUGUAAGCAUCUUUGAAUUCUUAAAUAAGAAUUUGAAGAAAGAAAUAAAGGAAAUUAUUGGAAAAAGAAUUAUUUAUUCUAACGUUCAAGAUUAUAGUUUUAAAAUUAAUAAUUUACGUAACCACAUAGCCGAGUUAAAAAUGCCCAGAGAUAUGGAAAAAGUUUUCUCAGAUUCUGAUAUUGAUUCUCAAGUUUUUGCAACGAUUCUUAACUUGGAUGAAAAUAACGAUAUAUUCACUUACACAUUGUAUACUCCAGAACCUUUCUAUAUCCCAAAAAUUAUCAUUAAUUGCAUUCAAUCCAAUUAUGAGCGACAAAAAAAAUGCCAUAUUAAGAUAGGCUGGAUAAUUGUUGGGUAUAACACAAGCUUUAAUUCUGUUCUCUCGAGUUUUGACAUUCAUCUUCAAAGCACUAAGAAAAAAAUACAUACAUUAUCGAACAACUCGAACGAGAAACAUAUAUUCAAAAUAUCUGAGGACAAUCUUUUGGUAGCAUGUGGUGCCCCUGUAGUAUUUGACUGGAGCCCUGGUUGCGAGCGUUUGGUCAUUGGUCAUCAUUUUAGUCUUUGUAAAACCGAAAAGAAAACUUUUACAUGUCUUUAUGGAUAUGAUUUAGACGAAAAGAAUUAUUCAAUUUUGCCAAAUUUUGAAUUUAAUAUAUUGUUCUUUGUUGAACAUCCAAUUUCCGAAAUAUUUGAUCAAUUCAAAAUAGACCGAAAAUCAUCUGAAAAAAAAAACCUUUUAUCUAAUUUCAAAAAGAACAAGAAUAAAAAGCAGGAAACUGAUAAUGAUGGUAAUAAAUUACCAGAAUUUGUAAGCCUGUAUGCAGAUAACAAAAAUGAAUGUCAGCAAUGCUUUCCAGAAUUUAUUGCUAAAAAAUUCGAGCGCUUUAUUCUUGAACAACCUAAAUGCAAAAAUGCUCUUAAUAGAAGGCUUCAUGACCACUGUUUUGCUUCAGUUUUUAAUCCCGAAGUUGUUAAAAAGCAGAAAAUCAUUUGA
Messenger RNA from Scutellospora calospora, 1777 nucleotides. The record is from the annotation of a GenBank genome assembly. NCBI's taxonomy places the organism in Eukaryota, Fungi, Glomeromycota, Glomeromycetes, Diversisporales, Gigasporaceae.